GAGAAUAUUUGUUAUAUAUUUAGUCUUCUUUCAACAUAGGCUGUGGGAAAAGCAAAGAUACAUUUUAUAUGUAUAAAAAUAAUUGAUCUUCAUAUUGCUACAUUCUCUUUUAAAAAAUUAAUUUCCUGCUAUUACGAAGUUUUAGAGAAUAUAUAUGUCUAAGAAAAUAUAUACAAGGAGUGAGCGUUAGCGAUAAUAAGGGAAAUUGGGUUAUUUGUUGCGCACGUUCAAGAUGUCCAGCAAUGAAGUUAAAAAGGAUGAAUCGAAAUUUGAUAGGCUCAAGAAAUUGUUUAAAGGGAAUUCAAAAACAUCUUCUCCUUCUAACCUGCCUCAUGUCCCAUUACAAACCUCUCCCCAGAACCCGUUUCAACUAACUCAAGCAUGUGUAAACAGCAUAGGUUGUGGACAUCCUGAAAGCUAUAGAAUAAAAAACAUUAAAGACCUUACCGAAAUCAUUCAGACAAAGAUGAUAAAAAAGGAACAUAUAGUUACACUUUGGAAUUGUGUAAGGGAUUUGAAAACAUCUGAUAAUUCCAUUGCAAGACAGACGUGUUUUAGAUUUUUUUAUAGUUUAAUUCAAGGCCAGCAUGAAAGAUUAGAAACAAUGAAAUCGGUCAUCUUUGACGAUUUAAAUUCAGUUAAAUAUGUAGAAGAUUUCGAUUAUAAAAUUCUCUGCUUUCAAUCUUUAACGCAAAAUGGUAAAAAUCUUUCGAAAAUAGAAGAAGAAACUGGUCCUGCUGUUGCAGCUUGGGAAAAAGAAUUAGUUAAUGAUUAUGAAAAGUUAAAGGGGAAAAUUGUUAUAGAAUUUUUACGUUUAAUUGUUAAUAUUAUUAAGUAUAAUGCUGCUCAUUUAGAUGAAGAAAAUUUGAGUGAACUUGUUAGGGAAACAUGCAAUCUUGCUCAAGUUACAGACAAUUUGGAAGAAAUGAAAAGCUGUUUGGCUUUACUCAUGUGCAUAGUCAGUUACAGUUACUUACCCACGGACUGUCUAUAUGCUGUAGUUGUUUGUUUAUGCAAGGUGCUAAAUGUUCAUACUGAUUGUGUUUCAUCAGUUUGGAAGCUUAUGAGAGCAAUAUUUCAAGACCAUUUGGGUCAUGCCGCAUUACUUGUGACUUGUCGCAUUUUAGAGGAUAAAGAAAACGCAAAAGAUACUAUUCUUUUGCGUGGUGCUGUAUAUUUCGUUGGAGCUGCCCUUUGGGGAAGAGAAAGAGUUGAGACUAUUAAAUGUCCAGCUAGUGUUGUAUUACCUUGUAUGAUACAAGCUUUAGUUAACAGCGAUCAUCCACUUGUUGCCUAUGAAAUAGCAAGAUCUGUUAGAAGGUUAAUUGAAAAAUAUGGAACAGAUUGUGAAAUGAUGACAUGGAGUGGAGUUUUAGAUGUAAUCCAAACACUUCUUGAUUUUACAAAUUCAAAUGUAUUUGCUGCUUCGUCAGCACUUUCCCCACAUAUACUUACCGAAUUUCAUCGAAUAAUAAGUGAUGUAGAGGACGCCUAUGAGAAAGAAAGUAAUUUUAGUUCACUAGCCGAUCGAUUUUUCGAUAUUGUUGAAGAAUGUGCCAAUGAUAGACCGGAAAAAUCAUUACUACUUUUAAUACAACAUCGUGUAUUAUUAGUGCAUCCCAACCUCCCAGGAUGGACCAUUCAACUUAAAGAAUUAGUUGACAAAUACUUUAGGUAA
Messenger RNA from Dimorphilus gyrociliatus, 1678 nucleotides. The record is from the annotation of a GenBank genome assembly. Lineage: Eukaryota; Metazoa; Annelida; Polychaeta; Dinophilidae.